AUGGGAAUAAGAGUAAGCAAAGUGGUCAAUGUCAUCUCUUGUUUUACCAACAAAGAAGUGAUAGUACCAUCUUUUGUGGCUGAGAAUGAAGAUCUCGUAAGAGAAAUCCUCUCAAGAUCCAACAAAGAAGUGAUAGUACCAUAUUCUGUGGCUGAGAAUCAAGAUCUUGUAAGAGAAAUCCUCUCAAGACUACCCGUCAAGUCUUUAGUUAGGUUUAAGUGCGUAUCAAAAGAGUGGUUUGCUCUCCUAAAUCAAGAGAUUAUUCUGAGGAGCAAUCUUAGUAUACUCUACCUUCACAGUCGUGAAGGUAGACAUCAUCAUCACAAGUUCUCGUUGCUUGACAGAAAAGUCGACAAACUUUCGAGAGUAGAGUCACCUGCAUUUGUCCUGGAUCAAUCGUUUGAGAACAUAUAUAUUGCCGGAUCUGAUAGUGGUUUGGUCUGCCUUCAUCUUCUUGGAGAUGCUGGAUUAACGGAGCAAAUCGUCGUAUGGAACCCAGUAACAAAACAAUAUAAGAAACUACCUAAGCCUCACUUGUCUUUGGAGGGGGAUAAGAUGUUCAAGAUGUUCAAGAUGUUCAAGGCCGCACCACUUGUAGGUUUUGGAUUCAUUCAAGACCAUGGCAUGGAUAUCGAUUACAAAGUGGUGAGGAUUUCAAAAUGCAAUGAUGGAAGACUUGCAACCCAAGUCUUCACUCGAAGUGCAAAAUCAUGGAGAGUACUACAGACUAUGAUCUAA
Molecule: messenger RNA, 738 nt
Organism: Fragaria vesca subsp. vesca
Lineage: Eukaryota; Viridiplantae; Streptophyta; Magnoliopsida; Rosales; Rosaceae
Product: putative F-box protein At1g47790-like
Exons: 1
Coding region: 1-738 (245 amino acids)
Molecular function (GO): protein binding
Source: RefSeq, a predicted model, not a curated record